Molecule: messenger RNA, 1386 nt
Organism: Phyllotreta striolata
Lineage: Eukaryota; Metazoa; Arthropoda; Insecta; Coleoptera; Chrysomelidae
Source: the annotation of a GenBank genome assembly
AUGGAAAGUAAAACAUCGGCCGUGCUAGACGUAGUCGUAGAAAAUAAGGAAAAUCCGUCCGUUUUCAAAGAAAAAGAAAUCGAUCCUUCCAGCGUUUGUAGCGAUUCGACCUACGAUAAUUCAUUGGCCCAAUCUCCGAGCAUCGAAAGCUUCUCGACCAUACACGACAUCGAGAAUCUCUCCGAAUUAAACAUGGACGAAAAUUCGGAUCUGUGCGUGAAAAUCGACAAUCCCCAGAAGCAUUUGGAAACGUUAGAAACAUACAUAACGUUCAGAAUAACCACCAAAGUGGCUCGAAUCGAAUUCACCGAUAACGAGUACAUCGUACACAGAAGGUACAACGAUUUCCUUUGGCUGAGACAGAAACUGGUCGAGGGCCAUCCCUUUUGCAUCGUACCCCCUUUACCAGGAAAACACUCUCUAAUCGGCCAACUGGAUCGAUACUCCAAAGACUUCAUUCUGGUCAGGAUGAAAUCCCUCAACGUUUUCGUAUCGAGAGUUGCCAAACAUCCGAUCCUCAGUUGCGAUGAACAUUUCAAAGGGUUCCUCACCCUCCAGCCCGGCGAUUUCGUCCUUCAUCGAAGACAGAGACAUCCUGUACAGAUGAAAUCGAUUCGAUUCGAUCAUCGUCGAUCGAGCGGUUCGACGUCGAACAAACAUUCGGAAUUCGAAAGGACCAAGGCCUACUUGGGCGCUUUGUCGGAGAAAUUGGCCUCGAUCGAGAGGAUAUCCGGUCGCGUCAACAAAGAGAGGAGCGAAUACGUGACGGAAUUGAACAACUUCCAUCCGAUUUUCACCACUUGGGCCACCAGCGAGCCCCAUUUGGCCGAGCUUUUGAGCCAAAUAGGGGGCGCUACCGAGAGAAGUUCGGCCGCUCAAAGCGCUCUAAUUCACGCCUACGGUAAUACGAUGGGGAAUCCGAUCAGGGAGUUUUUGAGUUACAUCGAGGUGGCUCAGGAGACGCUGAAGAAGAGGGAGUUCUAUCAGUAUUCGUACGAAACGUCCGUUGAAGAGUUGAAUAAGAGGCAUUUCGAAAAAGAUAAAUUAGUAUCGAACCAACGGAACCCGUCCCAAUCGAGUUCCGGUUUCUCCCUGUGGAAAUCGUCGAGCAGCAGCAGCAACAACAGCGAGGAAAAAUUGGAGAAAUUGGGCGUUUGCAUUCCGCAAUUAAUAAAAAAAGUGGAAACCGACCAGGAUAAUUUGGAAUGCGCCAACGAAUCGUUGAGGAGCGAUUUCCAACGAUGGCAAUCGGAAAAGCAACAUUGCUUGAAAAAAAUUCUGUUGGAUUUCGUCGAUCGACAAAUCGAUUUCUAUCGGACGAGUUGCGACAGUUGGGAAUUCGUCGCCGGCGAGAUCAAUCGACGGAACGGUUCUAAUCAGAAGUGA